GCUACCUGGACAAGUUCUUGCUUAGCUGCUGGCAGCUUGAAACACCUUGCCAACCUCGUGGUUCACGGUCGCUUAGCCAACGGCUUCGCCUUGCUGCGCCCGCCGGGUCAUCAUGCCAUGCACUCAGAAGCCUGCGGCUAUUGUUUCUUCAACAAUGUUGCCAUUACGGCUGCAAGCUUCUUAGAUCCGCCGCCAAAUGUGCUUCAAGUGGAACAGAAG
Messenger RNA from Opisthorchis viverrini, 219 nucleotides. RefSeq lists its product as hypothetical. NCBI's taxonomy places the organism in Eukaryota, Metazoa, Platyhelminthes, Trematoda, Opisthorchiida, Opisthorchiidae. The transcript has a single exon. The record is from RefSeq and is a predicted model, not a curated record. The annotation marks the transcript as partial.